AUGGAGCUCAAGUCCCUACUCGCUGUUUAUCUGCCCCUUUGUGCGGCUCCCUUGGCUGCUGCACGGCCUGCAUCAAAUGCAGUGUUUAUUGUUGGCGGAUCGCCUGCUGAGGCCGGUGAAUUCCCCUUCAUCGUCAGCACGUUGCGCAACGGGCGCCAUUGGUGCGGCGGUGUCUUGUUGAACGCCAAUACGGUCCUCACCGCGGCGCAUUGCGUCGAGUCACAACCAGCCAUCUCGCAGGUCCGCGCCGGUUCUCUCGCCCAUGCUUCCGGUGGCGUUGUUGCCAAUAUCUCCUCUAUAACCCCCCACCCUAAAUACGAAGGUUUGGGAUAUGACAUGGCCAUCGUGAAGCUAUCAACACCCAUCGAGGCGAAUGGCACCAUUGGCUACGCCACAUUGCCAGAGGCAGGCUCAGACCCUGUGAGUGGCGCCGACGCAACUGUGGCAGGAUGGGGAGAUCUGGAGUACGCCGGUCAGGCCCCAGAAGAGUUACAAAAGGUUACUGUGCCCGUCGUUGAUCGUGCGACAUGCUCUGCGGCAUAUCAAGCGAUCCCCAACAUGCCGAAUAUCACGGACGCCAUGUUCUGUGCUGGUCUUAAGGAAGGAGGACAAGAUGCUUGCAACGGUGAUAGUGGUGGCCCCAUCAUUGAUACCGAAACCAGAGUUCUGAUCGGAGUUGUGUCAUGGGGUUAUAAGUGUGCGGCGCCCAAUGCUUACGGAGUCUAUACCAGGCUGGGCGCGGACAUCGAGUUCAUCAAGAGCCACUUGUAA
Metarhizium brunneum ARSEF 3297 is the source of this 771-nucleotide messenger RNA. Its product is annotated as Trypsin. Gene Ontology annotation, biological process: proteolysis. NCBI's taxonomy places the organism in Eukaryota, Fungi, Ascomycota, Sordariomycetes, Hypocreales, Clavicipitaceae. The record is from RefSeq and is a predicted model, not a curated record. Gene Ontology annotation, molecular function: serine-type endopeptidase activity.